AUGAAGGCUCUAGCGCAAUUUGUUACUGGGAUGGAUUUCUUACUUAAUCUUAUCAUAUUCAAAUUAAGGAAAACACGCAUACAGAAACUACUGAAAGAAAUAGAAGAUUUUCUUCGCACUUCCAACGAUAAUGAGAAAACCAUUCUGCAGAAAUAUACGGAUCGUUAUACCAUCUUUUUCAUAUUGGUUGCAAUAUGCCAUUGCUUAGGCUUUUUCGCUUUCUGCUGCGGUCCUAUUUUUCUUUCGACAAAGUGGCCUAUUGAAAUAUGGUAUCCAUUUUCUAUUGAAUCACCGAUGGCGAUAUGUAUUUUUUACAUCUUACAAGUAUACGUUAUCAUGAAAGCUGGACUUAAUUUCAUUGUAAUCUUGAUGUUUGGCAUGUUUUUUCUGUAUUCAUCUGCAAAAUUAGAGAUGUUAUGUUCAAAAAUACAAAGUGCGAAGAAUAAAAGCCAGAUAAAUUCAUGUAUUAAGAAACAUCAGAAAAUAAUCAAAUACGUGAAUGAAGCAAGUCAUGCUGUGCAAUAUAUUCUUUACAAAACAAACAUUGUGAUGUCAUUAGUUAUUAUUUCUAGUACUUGUUCAAUUAUUCGCGGUCGAUCAUUAUGGGUAUCAUAUCAAUUUGUUUUUAUGAUAAUCUGCGGAUGUCAAAAAUUAUAUCUUACUGCUUGGACAGCUGACGAUUUGAUGGAAAAUAGUGUACAAGUUGCAAUGGAAAUAUAUAGUAUACCAUGGUUUGAAAACUUACAAUAUAACACUAAAGAUAUAUGUUUCAUGAUUCAAAGAAGUCAAAUGCCGCUCGGAGUCAACAUAAGAGGUCUUUUGCCAACAUUAUCUCUUGAAUAUUUUACUAAGUAUUCCAUGACGACGAUAUCUUAUUUGACAACAAUGAAAACAAUAAUUGGUGAUUAG
Messenger RNA from Cataglyphis hispanica, 909 nucleotides. RefSeq names its product odorant receptor 4-like. Gene Ontology annotation, biological process: sensory perception of smell; detection of chemical stimulus involved in sensory perception of smell. The record is from RefSeq and is a predicted model, not a curated record. Gene Ontology annotation, molecular function: odorant binding; olfactory receptor activity. The transcript has 6 exons. Bases 1 to 909 code for a protein of 302 amino acids. Lineage: Eukaryota; Metazoa; Arthropoda; Insecta; Hymenoptera; Formicidae. Gene Ontology annotation, cellular component: plasma membrane.